GAAGAAGAAGAAUAUGUCACAUCCGGCUGAUAAACGUCACUUCCCUGCUGAAGUUCGCAGUUAGUUAAUAUGUCUGCUUCAGAGAAAUAAAAGUGAAAGAAAUACCAACCUUAUACUCACAGGGACGGUGUUGCAACUUGAAGAAGUUCUCGGAAGGCUAGUACCACCGAGGAUUGAAGAUGUUUUCCUUCACCGUUCAACCACAGGUGAAAAAAGGCGGAAAUGAGAGGCCAAGCUGACGUUAGCUCUGUUGUUGUUUUGGUUGAUAGGAGUUUGCUAGCAUGCUAAGUUAACCUUAGCCUGUUCUCAUACAAGACACUCUGUUGACAACCUAUUGUCACUGUUUUUUUAACUUAGAGAUAAAAAUAUGUACACCAGCAAGCACAGUGUUGUCUCAGUAUUUAGACAGUUUAAAAAUAUAUACAUCUGCGGGCCGGUGAGAUGAUCCUCAGUCAUGUCGCUAAUGUUGUUGUUGCAGCAUUCAUUCUGUCCUUCAUUGUCAGAGAGAAAACUAAGAAAACAUGAGGAUUUAUAUUUAUAAUCAAAAGAUCAUUUUAAAAUAACAGUGUGUUUUCUUUUUUAAUCAGUGCUGGAUGCUGCGUCGAUAUCUGUAUUGGGAUCUUGUUGAGUCAGCUGUGGUUGGUUUUGUUUGUGAUCAUCACGAACUUCCCUGGUAGCUCAAUGCCAUUCUCUCUCUCUCUCUCUCUCUCUCUCUCUGUCUGUUUGAAAACAUGUGAUCACAGGUUACUGUACCCCUCAGCCAUCUUAUCAAUGUCCUCCACUCUAUGAAGAGUUCAGUUGGAAGCAGCAGUAGUGUAUCCUGCCCAUUGAGAGCACACAAGGAGCAUGUCUCAGACUCAGAGCGACACUGCACAGAGGUAAGACGAAAGUAAGAUGGAAGUUGUAGACCCCUUCUAAUAAAACAAUCAUGCUCUUAAUGGUGAAAUGUCUGUGUGCACAGCCCAUGUUGAGCCUGCGUGAGCUCGGCUUAUCAGACCUGGGAGCACUGCAGCUGGAUGAGCUAGAGAAACAUAUGUUCCCACGCUUAAGUCCACAGGAGGCGCCACAGACAGCAUGGAGGACCUCACAUCUGUCUACACACUCUUUUUUCUCCAAUAAGUAUGGUGAGAAUACUCAACUUCAAACUGCACUGAAGGAAAGGAAACACACCCUCCUCUCUUGAGAUGUCAGAGUACUUUGAACGGAGAAACUCUGGACUUGUGGAUGUCAGCCUUUAUAAGUCAAAUUAUAUGGUCAGCUGUAUGUUUCUGUGCUUGUGUCCUAAAAUAUUUCUUAGCUGCCACACAACUCUUAAGUUAAGCUGCUUGAUCAAGUCUUUUGUGUACUUGGUCAUCAAAUACCUGUCCACACGUACAGCACAAAGAAUCAGGCAGAUUGAAUAUAAACCAGUUGGAAUUCAUCAGGAUCUCUGAAGUCCUCAUUAUCAUUAAACUUUUUUGGGGGGGUUCAGAGAGAAAAUAAUAAUAAAUUGUCUUCUGUUCACAGGUUUCUCAUAUGGUCUUACACCAGUGUCAGCCCAGUUGUUCUCCAAGCAGCAUCUGUCACCUCUUCAGUGUGUCAGCACAGAGCUGCAGUACUGGCCAGGUAACCUUUUCUAACUGAUUUAGAUCUUUUUGUUUUUGCAUCUUGGAAUUGACAAAGAUUGAUUUGCUGCUAUUUCAUUGUUUUCAUCUUGAAUUUCGUAUUUUUAAUACAUCAGUUGUAAAGUACCAGCAAAAGUCUGUUUAGUCACAAUGUUUGGGAAAGUCAGAGUUGAAUGAUUUGAAAAAUUUUAAACCUUACAAUAUAAUUUCUAAUCAUGUACCCUCUGUGUAUUUUAAGUAUGGGUCCCGAGCAGAGGCUUUAAAACUUUAAGGAACAAAACCAGACGACUGCAGGCAGGCCAUGACCGCCCCGUGGAAUCUGAAGGGUUCACACCAUCUUUCAUGAAGGUGAGAUUACAUGCUUUAUAUGUUUAAGUUAAAUCUUUAAGCUUAUCAUGGACAAAUAAUUAUUUCUUAAGGAAUAUCCAUGAUAUACUUUAUAAGUAUAUUGAAAAAAAAGUUUGAAAGUCUUAAUAUGCAAGUUUAACUUGAUGAGCAAUGUCUUCUUCUCAUUACCAUAGACCUGCUGAGAUUUCUAACUGAUCAACAUUCAGCCCAGUUCGAAAAUCCUUAACAUAUCACUGCAGUUUUUUUUUUAUUAUGGGUUUUGUCAAAUAAAAAAGUUUAGUUAGAAACUUUUAUUGAAGCUUCUUCUUCCAAAACAAGAGUAAAAGAUGGCAAUUGAUGUACUGGGCUCUUGUAUUUUUCAAAUACUAUGUCUGUGCUGAAAUACAUUUACAUACAUAUGUGAAAGCUUCUCAUCCGUUUUCUGUGGUAUUACAGGGUUUUCUUUCACGGGACAAAGGGUUUGAGGUUGAAAGUGUUGACAGCCUUGUGAAGACAAAGAACAUACCUGAUGGACAGCAGGAAGCUUUCAAGAGAGGCUUUGCUGAGGGCUUCCUGAAAGCCCAAGCUCUGACACAGCGCACACAAGGUGCAUUUUACUACAAACGCACACUGCUAGCAUUCUGAAGAACCAUUAAUAUACAUUAAACAGUGCUGAUGCAAAGAUUGUUUUUCAGACUCUCUUAGGAGGACUCGUCUUAUCCUGCUGGUGCUGCUUCUUGUGGGUCUCUAUGGUAUCUCAAAGACCCCUUUCAUAUCGGGUAAAGGCUCCUUUUCUCCUUUUAAAGCUGCUUUAUUAUCUUAUUUUGUUCAUGAAAUGGCACAAAAUACACUGACCUGUUGAUUUUUCAUACAACCCUAAUUCCAUAAAAGUUAAGGUGUUGUGUGUAAUGUUCAUAAAAAACAGGAUUUCAUGGUUUGCUAAUCAUUUCAACUCUAUAUAUUAGAUUUUUUAAAAAAUGCAAAGACAACAUGUCAGAUGUUGAAACUGAAAAAUGUUUUUGUUCGUGAAAAAGUGUAAUCUGAUUCCAAACUUGAUAACAGGAACAAUUUUCCAACAUUUGAGGCAGGGGCAUGUUUACCACUGUGUUGCAUCACCUCUUCUUGUUACAGUGCUGUAAAUGUUUGGAAAUCUAGGAGACCUCUUUAAGGGGUUUUGAUAGUUACAUGUUGUCCCAUUCCUUGCCUGAUAUGGAAUCUCCUUUGUUGUAAUUUUUGUGUCAUGACAACUGAAUAUUUUUAAUAGGUGGCUAGCAUGUGCUGACAAGCAGGGCAAGCUGGGAAACUAGACAGGGCUCUUCUACUUCAGAGCCAUGCUAUUGUGAUGCAUGCAAAUUUAACUUUGGCAUCAUUUUGCUUUUUUAUGCAAGUUCUCCCCUGAAAAAACGAUAGUCUGAAUGGUAGCAUGUUGCUCUAAAGCCUGUAACGCUCAGCAUUAAUGGUGCCUCCCCAGAUAUGUAAACUAGCCAUACCAGGGGCGCUUAUGCACCCCCAUACCAUUAUGGAUGCUUGCUUUUGGACUGUGGGUUGAUAACAAGCUGGCCCCUAGACAGGAAAGUCAAUUUUUGAUUCGUCAGACUACUGGACAAUUUUGUCACUUUGCCUCAGCCUAUCUUAGAUGAGCGAGGGGCCUAGAAAAGUCACUGGUGUUUCUGGAUUGUGGUCUCCUUUUAAGGCAGUAUCUGUGGCUGUUGAAACAAACUGUGUUUACAGACGAUGAUUUUGGGGAGUGAUUUUGAGCCAGGGCAGGGAUUUCCACAACAGAGUCAUGUCUGUUUUUAUGAUGCAGUGAUGCUGACUCAAAGAUCAUGGCUGUACAGUAUCAGUUUUGGGCCUGGGCUCUUAUGUACAGAGAUUUCUGCAGACGCUCUUAAUCUUUUAAAGACAUAAUGUACUGGAGUCAAUGCAGUCCUGCAAUUCUUUUGGAAUUUUACACCCGCAUACGUUAUCAUAAGAUCACUGAACUAUAUCCUAACAGAAUUAGUCCUCUCUGAAAUGUUGUUUAUUUACUCAGCCAUGUUACUAACCGGUUACAAAUUCAUCGAUUAAGUUGGGAGGUUUUCCUCUGGAUUUUUUAGCAUUGCCAUUUCCAGUGUUUUGUUGUCCCAGUCCCAUCUGGUUCAAGUUAUUUUACUGCCAUCAAGUUUCAAAUAUGUACUUUCAUAAAAGCGUCAAGUCAGCAUUUGAUAUUGUCUUUGCACUAGUGUCCCUCAAAUGCAGGGGUGGGCAAUCAUUUGCCAUGGAGGGCCGAGAGGCUGCAGGUUUUCUUUCCAACCCAAAACUCCACCAGGUGAUUUCACUGAUUACCUUACCUCCAAGCAGAGAGCAGGGACUAAUCAGUGAAAUCACCUGGUGGAGUUUUAGGUUGGAAAGAAAACCUGCAGCCUCUCGGCUCUCCAUGGCACAUGAUUGCCCACCCCUGCUCAAAUGGGAUUUAAAUCAUUUUUAAACUACAAAAUUCUCGUUAGCAUCACCACAAGUAUGAAAUUGGGGGUUGCAUAAUAAUCUAACAUUUGCCUGUAGAAGUUGUGUUUGCAUAUGAAACAAUCAACACUUUUUGGAGAUGAAUUAAACGUUGUGUAACAAGUAGAUGAUUGUGCCUUGUUCUAACCAGCAGUAUUUGAAUAUUAACAGAUGCAUUCAGUUGUGUUUCUUAGAUAACUGUCUGUAAAAAGCAGCAUGUAUGAGAGAGCUCAUUAACCCCGCCAUGCAGUGUGAUUUUCGAACUUUAAUCUAACCAUUUUGGACAGUGCGGUUCCGAACCACAACAGGCCUGGACUCAGCGGUGGAUCCUGUCCAGAUGAAAAACGUGACGUUCGAGCACGUCAAAGGUGUAGAGGAGGCGAAAAAUGAGCUGCAGGAGGUGGUGGAGUUCCUGAAAAAUCCACAGAAGUUCACAGUUUUGGGGGGGAAGCUGCCAAAAGGUAAAACUGUUUAACUGUGCAUUUGAAACAAGGUUUUUUUUUUUUUUUUACUGUAUGAUGAUCUUUUAUGAGGAAUAUAGCUGAAUCCAGAGCUCUGUUUUGUACCAAUCUCUUAUCCCCCUUCCCCUUUCUCCUCUUCAGGUGUUCUGCUGGUCGGCCCCCCCGGGACAGGAAAGACUUUACUGGCCAGAGCAGUGGCAGGAGAGGCAGACGUGCCCUUCUACUACGCCUCUGGUUCUGAGUUUGACGAGAUGUUUGUUGGUGUGGGAGCCAGCCGCAUCAGGAACCUUUUCAGUACGAUGACUAUUUUCUGGUUUGAUCACUUUAUCAUCACUAAUAAUUGACCUGUUUUGAUUGUAUUAUGGCGUGAUUGGAUGAAAGCCUCAUGUUUGUGUUUUGUUUUUAUGCUAGGGGAGGCUAAAGCUAAUGCUCCCUGUGUGAUCUUCAUUGAUGAACUUGACAGCGUGGGUGGAAAAAGGAUUGAAUCUCCUAUGCACCCUUACUCCAGGCAGACUAUCAACCAGCUGCUUGCUGAGAUGGAUGGGUAAUCUCUUCGAUUAUGUGUUGCAUGUGAACACUUCGGGAACACGGAAAUCAUGCAUUUGGCUUACAUCAGGUUUUAGUCUUUGCCCCUCUAGAAAUAUGGUAGUUUUAAGUUUUUUGUUAUAGGCAUCUAAAUAUACGUCCUCCUUGCACUGUUAUGCAGACACUGACCUGUAUGCAUCCUGUGAUAUUUCUGCAGGUUUAAAACAAAUGAAGGUGUGAUCAUCAUCGGAGCAACAAACUUCCCAGAGGCUUUAGAUAAGUAUGUUCAGCCCUGCACCUCUAAAACCCUCUUAUAGUCUGUUCAAAUGUCAGAGCCGACCACAUACUUCUACAAAUGUCAGAAUUAACAGCCCUCACAGUCACAGCUGUUUUGGUGCUGACUAACAGAGUUGUAUGAUGUUUUAUAAAUCAUCGGACCCUCUUUUUGUAGUGCCCUGAUCCGUCCAGGACGCUUUGACAUGCAGGUGACUGUCCCCAAACCUGACGUGAAGGGACGCACAGAGAUCCUCAACUGGUAUCUGAAGAAGAUCAAAGUUGAUCCAGGUGUGUUUAUUAUUACAGUAUGGUAUUUUAAACACACAGCACUGUGGCACAACAUAGAGCACACUUUGUUUUAAAAAGUUGUCAUCAGAUGAAGUCCAGUGUGCCUGUUUUUGACAGUGAUGAGAUCUCUGUUGUUGCUGUUUGUCCUUUCUGCAGCUAUCGAGGCCAAUAUCAUCGCCAGAGGCACAGUGGGCUUCUCAGGCGCUGACCUGGAAAAUCUGGUGAACCAGGCCGCCCUGAAGGCAGCAGUGGAUGGCAAAGACAUGGUCACUUUGAAGGAGCUGGAGUUUGCCAAAGACAAAAUCCUCAUGGGUAAGCAACCAGGACAAGUUACAAGUUGUAUUAUUAAAGUAUUAUUAAGUAUUGUUAAAGUAUUAUUAUUAAGUAUUAUUAAAUUAUAUGAAAAAAAACCUCUUACUUAGUUUCAGGGUAAAAUCUGCCCAGCAGGGUGUUGAAAAUCAGAAAAAAAAUCUGUCCUUUGUGGAAGAAGGUUAAAUGAGCGACUGUUUAAGAUUAAAUCACAUCUCUGAAGGGAAUAAUGAAAGCUUUAAAAACAUAAUUUACACAAAGGCUUUUCUAAUAAAAGUUUACUUUGGCCCCUGUUGCAGAUAAAUUAAUACUGACAGCUAAAUAAAAUAAUCAACAACUGUGAAUUAAAAAACCCUGCUUCAGACUCAGCUAUGAUAUUUUUUCAACUACUGUAUCCCUAAAGAGGGUAAUUGAAAUAAAUCCAGUAAAUAAUAAUAAUGACGAGAUAACAUAUUGAUUUUAACAAUGACUCUGCACUGCUGCUACCUCAUCCAGGUCUGUCUAGUAAAUAAGAUUUUGAUCUCAGGAGGACUUUCUGAUGAUAUACAGGUUGAAUAAAGAAUAUUAUGAAAGUAAAAACAUGUUUACUUUAGUUCAUUCUGUUGACUCGAUUUUGCUGCUUCAUUUUAAUUUUUUUGUACAAUAAUAACAGGGCUUUCAAAAGUCUGCUGCCACAUUAAAGCCUGGUCUGAUACCCUUUUCUCUAGAAACAAUCAUGACUCAAAUUCAAGUUUAAAGCUACUACUCUCCUACAUGUAAUUAUCUGUUACGGCAACAGCUCAUGCAUUAUGACUAGGGUUUUUUAAUCAUUUUUAAUCCACACUGUUUCCAAUGUUGUGAUUCAUUUCUUUUUUCUUCUUUUCCAGGUCCUGAGAGGAGGAGUGCAGAAAUAGACAAGAAGAACAAGCUCAUCACAGCGUACCAUGAAUCAGGCCAUGCCAUUGUAGCUUACUACACCAAAGAUGCCAUGCCCAUUAACAAAGCCACCAUCAUGCCCAGAGGCCCCAGCCUGGGUCAUGUAAGGAAACCUCGACACAGUAACACAAUAGUAAUGCAUAUCAACACUUCUCUGUGCUCCACUCCCCUCGAGUUUAUCCUCUCUCACUCUGUCCUUAUCGCCUUUUCUCAGGUGUCGAUGCUCCCAGAGAAUGACCGCUGGAGUGAGACUCGUUCUCAGCUUCUGGCCCAGAUGGACGUCAGCAUGGGCGGUCGUGUCGCUGAGGAGAUUAUCUUUGGUAGUGAGUACAUCACAACAGGUGAGAAAGAGGUCCUAAGAGAGCCAUAAAUUGUUCUGGACAAAGACCAGAGUUAAAAAAAAAAAAAAAAGCACCAAACUCAUGAGUCGUCUUUACCACAAGGUGCAUCGAGUGACUUUGACAGCGCCACCAAGAUUGCUAAGAUGAUGGUGACCAGAUUUGGAAUGUGUGAGAAGGUGAGUGGAGAGAAAAAAGAGGCUGUCAAGUUUCAUGUUCUUUAAAUCCUCCAAUAUCCCUGAAUCUCACUCUUCCUCCUGUCUUGUAGUUGGGUGUGAUGACAUACACUGACAUGACAGCUCAGAGUCCAGAGACACAAGCAGCUGUGGAGCAUGAAGUUAGGGUCUUGUUAAAGGUUUGUCAUUUUUUCACAAAGAAAUCGUUAGAAGAAUCGCCCAAUGAGCUUCCUUGAAAAACUUCUGUCAUUAUCUCCUGCUUCUCCAGGAUUCCUACGAGCGUGCCAAAGCCCUGCUGAAGUCUCACGCCAAAGAGCACAAGAACCUGGCCGACGCUCUGCUCAUGUACGAGACUUUGGAUGCCAAAGAGAUCCAGCUGGUCCUGGAGGGGAAAAACCUGGACAGUAGAUGAAAGUACAGAGGACAGCAAGAAUCAAGGGGCGGUAAUGGGGAGAGGGAAGGGGUCUGAUUUUAUGAGCUCAGGGGUCGUGGUUGGAGAGAGAGACUCAGGUCAGUGAAUCAGAAGGGACUGUGUUAAACCUUCAUGCUGAGUUUUUUGUGUAAUUUGAUCAAUAUUCCCCGAUUAAGUAACGCUGUGAUACAAUAAGAGUUGAACAGGGUCUUUCUGUGUUCAGAGGUGGGCAGGUGGAUUCCUUCAUUUAAAGCAGGAAUGGUUCCCUUUCUUUAUUUCACAGGUUACAUGAGAUAUCACCUGAAUGUAAUCAUGCGCCAAUGUAAAAGCAGCACCUAGACACGACUCCGUUUUAGUUUAAAUAGUUCAAAAAAGAAGUUAAAAUUUGGUCAAAGUCUCAGCUGCAGAUGGAUAUGUAAAAGAGGAAAACUGAAUGAAGUAGAUAUUUAACUCUUCUGUGCUAUAAAGGCUGUAAAACCUGAACCAAAUUCCAGCUCCUUUUUUACAGUGGUUUUUUCACUUUUCAUUAAUGUGUCUUGAGCUCGGGAUUCCUUCAUCCACACCUCGCUGUCUCUUCAUGCUGCAUUUGGUCUUUCCAUCUGAUCUCAUCGUUUGAUGCUCAUGCACAAACCUCUUUCUCCCCUGCUUCACCCUCUUCAUCCAGCAUCCUUGUUACUCAUUUUUUAAUGGUGGCCUUUUAGGGAAUGUACUGUAAGAGCAAAACAAAUGUAUAUCUUUUUAGGUAGGAAGUGUAAAAAGUUAUAAACUAUUAUGUCUCAGCACUUUAGGAAAGUGUACAAACUCAAAUGCACUUGUGAACUCUUCAUGUAAUUUAUUUCAUUGAGUCUGUGUGUACAGAUCGAACGUUGCUGCUCGGCCUUGAAAAGCAUGACACAAAUACACGCUGGGUUUAUGUAAUGAUAGAGCACUUGAACUUAUAGGAUUUUAAAGAUGCAGAAUUGGCGUUAUUUAUUUAAAUAGUGUGAAUCCUGCUUGGAAAUUUGUAUUAUCUCUUGCAAAAUGGAAAAAAAGUGGACUGAGGCUUUAAUCUUUGGUUUAUUUAGACAAAAAGCAAGGCCAGCUCUGCCAGGACUCACCAUUCGCCCCCUCUUUCAUUCCCAGUUCAGAGCAGGAGGAUUUUCUCACAUCUUUUUAAGAGUGUAUUUCUGUUUCAACACAUUUCAAACAGUUUAGUGGGAGAAAUUCAGAUUUAGACCUGUUUAAUUAGAAAGCAACAUCAAGGAUUUACAUCUGAAUCCUAUUUGGCACUGAUGCAUCCAAAUAAGAAUUAAAUGUUUAAAUGUUCUAAAUAAAAAGACAGAGCAGAAAGAGUAUUUAUGGGUCAUACCAAUCAUAGCUUUUGUAAAACUCUCACUCUUAUCAAGAUGACAACCAGCACAUUAAGUUAUACUUCAUGAGGUUUCCAUUUUCAGUCACUGCUUCAACACGAGACACAAUUACUUCAGUCUGUCAACCUUUUACCCAUGUUAAUGUGUAUAUAUGAUUGUGGUGUUGUGGGAACAUUGUAAAUAGAUGUAUAGUAAUGCUUUUAUGCUGUGAACACAUCAAAUAGCUGUCUGCCAGUGACUGACAAAGUCUCUCAACAAUGUGAUGGCAAUGGUGAAUGAAUGUUCGUGCAGCUGGAAUAAAUAAAGAAAAACAUUUGAGAUCUUUG
This is a messenger RNA of Xyrichtys novacula (pearly razorfish), 9787 nucleotides long. NCBI's taxonomy places the organism in Eukaryota, Metazoa, Chordata, Actinopteri, Labriformes, Labridae. The record is from the annotation of a GenBank genome assembly.